GUCGAGGGUCAAGAACCGUCAGCUUGGCCGGCACCACUAGCCUCUGCAAUCAUGACGGAACAGCAGCUGGAGAUCGAAGGUAAUGGCGCAGUCGGUGAUGCAGCCGCGGCAACGAACAGCUACACGCCAGAGGCCCAAGUUGGCUUCCACCACCCGAGGAACUUGUCCCAUGUCGCACGGCGAAAGGCCGGCGAUGAGCUGCGGCGCUCAGAGCACGAAAGGGACAAAGCGCACUUCCUUCGAGAGCAGGUAAAGCAGCACCAUGCCCAUCUCAACGUCAAAGCAGGCGGAAAGAUUGUCAUUCCGCAGAAAAAGUGGUACAGGCAGAGGGCCCAUGCCAAUCCUUUUAGCGACCACAUGCUCACGUACCCCGCACAUCCAGCGGCGAUGGACUGGUCCGAGCACUUUCCCGACUUUCUGUUGCCGCCACACUCCCCAGAGACAAACCCCUCACAGCCUCCGCGCCUGUCCCAGCCGGUUUGCUUUGCCGACAUUGGAUGCGGCUUUGGCGGCCUCCUGAUGGACCUGGCCCCUCUCUUUCCAGACACGCUCAUGGUCGGCAUGGAGAUCCGGCAGCAGGUGGCAGACUAUGUCGUUCACAAGGUCAGGGCACUCCGCCUGGCGGCGCGCAGUGAGCAUGUGCCUGAGGCACACCCCACCGAUUCCGACGCAUCUGCAGCGCCUCUUGAGCUCUCGAGUGAAGAGGACCAAAGGAAAGGCAGCAAGCGUGAGAGAAGCGACGCGGCCGCACCCUCAGGGAAAGUUUCCGGGGCGCGGAAAGCGACCAAACGAGCCAAAGGCGGCACACCCGCCAGCAGCAUCAACCAAGACGAAGCGCCGGAGGGAGGAGGAGAAGACGACGAGAACGAGCGCACAGCCAACGAGGCGCUCGUACGUGGUGCUUCGGAUGUGCCUGGCGGGUACAAGAAUGUCAGCGCGCUCCGUGCAAACUGCAUGAAGUUCUUGCCAAACUUUUUUCACAAGGCGCAGCUCACAAAGAUGUUCUUUCUGUUUCCUGACCCGCACUUCAAAGCGCGCAAGCACAAGGCGCGCAUCGUCUCACCCACUUUGCUCGCCGAAUAUGCGUACGUGCUUGCUCCGGGUGGGAUCCUCUACACGAUCACCGAUGUCGAGGAUCUGCACAGAUGGAUGGUCUCGCACCUGGAUGCGUUCCCCCUGUUCGAGCGUAUGGACAACGACGGGCAGGAGCUGCAGCAGGACCCGUGUGUCCCCAUCAUCCGGGAUAGCACAGAGGAAGGAAAGAAGGUUGCGCGCAACGGCGGCAGGAAGUUCUUUGCGGCGUUCAAGCGGAGGGAGGACCCGCCAUAUGGCGAGGAAGUUGAGCCACGCGUCUCGGAAUACGCUUCAUAGCUGUUUUGAUGAAUACAUUUUGUACAACAUCAAAGGACAAGCUGAUGGAUUAA
Molecule: messenger RNA, 1424 nt
Organism: Tilletiaria anomala UBC 951
Lineage: Eukaryota; Fungi; Basidiomycota; Exobasidiomycetes; Georgefischeriales; Tilletiariaceae
Exons: 3
Coding region: 52-1371 (439 amino acids)
Biological process (GO): RNA (guanine-N7)-methylation; tRNA methylation
Cellular component (GO): tRNA methyltransferase complex
Molecular function (GO): tRNA (guanine(46)-N7)-methyltransferase activity
Source: RefSeq, a predicted model, not a curated record